AGAUGAACCAUACAUACAGGUCACACACAAGUUCCAUUGAUCAGCAAAGGCAAGUUCGACCCCUGUACGUAGCUAACGGUCUCAAUCUAGGAUCCACAUUUCGUCGAAACACCAUGCCGUCGAUCGCCACCAAGGCCAGCGGCAACAACGGCGAGAUCAAGCAGCAGCAGAAAGAGCUGGUCUGCGUGACGGGAGCAGGAGGGUUCAUCGGGUCGUGGGUGGUGAAGGAGCUGCUCCUCCGUGGAUACCGCGUCAGGGGAACCGCCAGGGAUCCCGCCGACCGGAAGAACGCGCACUUGCUGGCGCUGGAGGGAGCGGAGGCGAGGCUCACGCUGUGCCGCGCCGACGUCCUCGACUACGACGGCCUCCGCGCCGCCUUCGCCGGCUGCCACGGCGUCUUCCACGUCGCCUCUCCCGUCUCCAACGACCCCGACUUGGCGCCGGUGGCCGUGGAGGGGACGAGGAACGUGAUCAACGCGGCGGCGGACGCCGGCGUGCGGCGCGUGGUGUUCACUUCCUCCUACGGCGCCGUGCACAUGGACCCCAAACGCAGCCCCGACGCCGUCCUCGACGAGUCCUGCUGGAGCGACUACGAAUUCUGCAAACAAACCGGCAACCUGUACUGCUGCGCGAAGAUGAUGGCGGAGAUAACGGCGACGGAGGAGGCGGCGAGGCGCGGGCUGGAGCUGGCGGUGGUGGUGCCGUCCAUGACCAUGGGCCCCAUGCUCCAGCAGCAGCUCAACUUCAGCAGCGGCCACGUGGCGCGCUACCUGACGGGCGCCAAGGCGGCCUACCCGGACGCCGUCGCCGCCUACGUCGACGUCCGCGACGUCGCCCGCGCCCACGUCCUCGCAUACGAGCGCGCCGCCGCCGCCAACGGACAACGCUUCCUCUGCAUCGGCGCCGUGCUGCACCGCGCAAGCUUCCUCCAGCUGCUCAAAGAACUCUUCCCGCAGUUCCCCGUCACCGCCAAGUGCCAAGUCGACGGGGAGCCGAUGGCGAAGCCGUACAGGUUCUCGAACCAGAGGCUCAAGGAUUUGGGGCUGGAGUUCACUCCUCUGAGGGAGAGUUUGUACGAGACGGUGAUGUCCCUGCAGCAAUACGGUCACCUGCCGCAGCUGCCUGCUCCCGUGGCGCCGAAGCGUGCGUACCUGUAACUGUAACAACACAAGGCAUGGGACGAGGAACCUGUCGGAAGGAAGGAAGGAAGGAAGAAAGAUGUGUGUGGAUUUAUGGAAUUCAGUUGGGAAUUGUGUCUCUUUUGUACAGGUGUCAACACUCAACACACACACACACAGCGUGUAAUCAAACCUCUUCUGCAGAUGAAGAUGUGAUGAGUUCUUUAUCUGAAUUGAAGGGGAAAAAGUUGUCUGUAAGUCUCUGGCAUGUUCAGCUUGAAGUAUUUCUGCAGGUUCCUGAUCUCCUUUUCGUUCAGAA
Molecule: messenger RNA, 1437 nt
Organism: Brachypodium distachyon (stiff brome)
Lineage: Eukaryota; Viridiplantae; Streptophyta; Magnoliopsida; Poales; Poaceae
Product: cinnamoyl-CoA reductase 1
Exons: 5
Coding region: 3-1157 (384 amino acids)
Biological process (GO): lignin biosynthetic process
Molecular function (GO): oxidoreductase activity, acting on the CH-OH group of donors, NAD or NADP as acceptor
Source: RefSeq, a predicted model, not a curated record